Camelina sativa (false flax) is the source of this 2119-nucleotide messenger RNA. RefSeq names its product autophagy-related protein 18d-like. Gene Ontology annotation, molecular function: protein binding. NCBI's taxonomy places the organism in Eukaryota, Viridiplantae, Streptophyta, Magnoliopsida, Brassicales, Brassicaceae. The record is from RefSeq and is a predicted model, not a curated record.
UCUGAAUUUUUCUACCAAGAUUAAAAAAAAAUCAAACAAGUUAUAGUAUACAGAGGCCGAGACGAACCUAGCGAAGUCAUUGAUUUUGAGGAGAAAGGUAGAAGAUUAUAGAAUCAUGAUCGAGAUUUGUUCUUUCAUUGAAGCAGCAUUAUCGUUUUUUCAAAAGAUCGUUGUUUGAUUCUUCGCGCUCCGGUGAGGAUUUUGUUCAUCUUCAUUGUGUUUUGUUUGUUCGAAUCAAACACAAAGUUGUUUUGAUCUGAAUCUGAAAUUGUGGUUGCUAUGUGUGUUGUGUAUUGUUUCUUACGCGAUUGUUGGAUUGAUUGUAUACGAAAUUGGAAUUGUGGAUCCUUCCUUUGUUAGGAUUUAGGAGUAUGAACUUGCCUCGGUGGUUUUGUUGAUCGUAAUGUCUGAUGAACACUGAACAGAUAGGGUUUUAGGUAGGUGAGGUUUGAUCACUUGUGGAAUUUUGAUUUCUUACAUGGUUUCCUUUUGGGGAUUUUUUGUAAGUAUGGAAGUGAUUUUUGGAUACAUUUGACUGUGACGAUUGUGGUGGUAAUGACUUGUUAUAUCGUCACUAGUCUGUCAUAUCUGAGAGAAGAGAGAGCAGCUUGUUCAUCUGUUGGCACUUUUGCGUUGGAUUAGCUUAAGGAAUUGUAUUACUCUUUGUUGGAAUCAGAUUCUGAAGCGUUUCAGUGUUGUAUUGUCUCUGCUUUGAGGUUGGGUUUGAUUGGCAUGACACAAUAUCGUGAAGUUUAGUUGUUCAGCUCCAUUGUUUGGACUUUCUGGAAAGUGUGUGUUGAUGAAGUUAGAUCAAUCUUAAAAUUCUUCUUUCUUGGUUAUUGAUUUCAGCUUGCUACAACUGCAACGCUUCACAUAUUAUAAGGGAAAAUGGACUCUCAUACGAACCUCCAACCAGGUGGUUAUGACUCCCGGAAUACCUUCAUUUCAAACUCUCGUGGGCCUCCAGAACCAGAGUUUGGAGAAAGUGACGAAGCAGAGUUGGUUUCUGUUUCUUGGAAUCAGGAUUACAGCUGUUUUGCUGCUGGCACGAGCCAUGGUUUUCGUAUAUAUAAUUGCCAACCUUUCAAGGAAACUUUCAGGCGAGAGCUCAAGGAUGGAGGUUUUAAAAUUGUAGAGAUGCUUUUCCGGAGUAAUAUCUUGGCCCUUGUUGGUGGUGGACCUAACUCUCAGUACCCUUCUAAUAAAGUCUUGAUUUGGGAUGAUCAUCAGAGCCGCUGCAUCAGUGAAUUUUCUUUUCGUUCGGAAAUUCGUGCAGUGAAGUUAAGAAGAGAUCGAAUUGUUGUUGUUCUUGAGCACAAGAUAUACGUCUACAAUUUUCUGGAUCUAAGACUUCUUCAUCAGAUUGAAAAUCUGGCUAACCCAAGGGGACUAUGUUGCCUCUCUCAUCAUAUGAAUACAUCUGUGCUCGCCUGUCCAGGUAUUCGUCGAGGACAGGUCCGAGUUGAACAUUUUGGGCUUAACAUGGUUCAAAUCAUUAAUGCUCAUGAUUCUAAUAUCGCGUGCAUGACCAUGACAUUGGAUGGCUUGCUCCUUGCAACUGCCAGUACAAAGGGAACUCUGAUUCGAAUUUUCAACACAAUGGACGGAACUCGUUUGCAAGAGGUCCGAAGAGGCGUGGACAGAGCAGAUAUCUACAGCAUUGCUCUAUCACCAAACGUGCAGUGGCUUGCAGUAUCAAGCGACAAGGGGACUGUUCACAUCUUCUCUCUUAGAGUGAGGGUCAUUCGGGAGGACGCCAACUCCACUGAACAUGAGACUUCUUCAAAUUCCCUGCAGUCUCUUGUUUCUCCAGCCAGUGGUGCCAACCCCGGUUCGUCAUUGUCCUUUCUGAGAGGCGUUCUACCAAAAUAUUUCAGCUCGGAAUGGUCAUUCUCUCAGUUCCAUGUACCAGAAGUCACUCAAUACUUUGCAGCAUUUGGCGCUCAGAACACAAUUGCGAUAAUCGGCAUGGACGGAAGUUUCUACAGGUGCAAUUUCGAUCCAGUGAAUGGAGGAGAGAUGACUCAGCUUGAACAUUCCCGUUUUCUGAACUCGUAGAGCACGAGAUAGUCAGAACACGUGGCUUGGUUUGAUUUUUUAUGUACAUAAGCAUUGGCUC